This is a messenger RNA of Microstroma glucosiphilum, 3983 nucleotides long. RefSeq names its product WD40 repeat-like protein. Lineage: Eukaryota; Fungi; Basidiomycota; Exobasidiomycetes; Microstromatales; Microstromataceae. The coding region runs from base 130 to 3816 and encodes 1228 amino acids. Gene Ontology annotation, molecular function: protein binding; zinc ion binding. The transcript has a single exon. The record is from RefSeq and is a predicted model, not a curated record.
ACCACCACCACCAUCACCACCAUCAACACCCCUAUCGAGACCAGACAGGGGCAUACAGGCAGUGCAGAGGCGGCUGUAGACUACCUCUCUGCGUCGGCAAGGACCUCGAGAUCGUCAGAGUGACAAACCAUGUCCUCUUCCUCCUCUUCCUUUGCGUCUGGCAGCGCACGACAGACGGACGAUGGCCUGAGCACCCAGGCCGACGCAGGGGGCAGCAAUCACCUUUCGCCACUCUCAUCGAGAGCUCCUCUUCAUCUCAAUAUCCCUGCAACGUCAGCAGGAUCGACUACGACCAUGUCCAUUCCCUCAGCAGCGCCCAGGAUGCCAGUAUCGCCGCCUACACCAGCCCCUUCCCCUAGGCCACGGCCUCGUAAUCAGCCUUCCAGAUCAUACGACGCCAACGAGAGCAUGAGCACAGACGAUGAUGCUGACGAUCCCCUCGACGAGAGCAACCUCGAUCUCGCGGCUUCGUCAUCUACAUCCAAUGGAGUACUCACCUCUCCUCAGGUUGCUUCCUCCUCUUCAGCUUGGAUCAUGGACCCACAGGCCCUCACCAGAGCGGCUACCCUACUCCUCCCCACUCUACCUUCAUCGUCACGUCUUACAAUCGUAUCAGACCUUUUGAUGCUUCUGAGCCCAGCUGAGCUGGCUCAGAUUGCCGCACUCGUCAGCUCCAAGCUCAGGGUAGACUUCCUUUCGGCGCUCCCAAUAGAAGUCAGCCUCCACGUGCUCUCCUACAUAGAAGACCCCCUCACCCUCGCCCGCGCUGGUCAGGUCAGCCGAUUCUGGCGCAGUCUGGUCAAUGAUGAGCAUACUUGGGAGGCUAUGUGCUCAAAAUAUAGAUACCGUUAUCGUAAGCCGUCCACUGCCAUUUCAGCCGUGGCUGCUGCUGCCGGUAGUAGGGAGAGGAGCGGUACCCCUACUUCGGGGACGGAUCUGCUCGCCUCUUUGUAUAGACGCUACAGGCAAAGAGGUCUCGAUCCUUCCAAUGCAAGAGACGAGCUCAGAGCUCUGCAUGACCUGUUUCUCGCCAAGCAGCAAGAGCAAGAGCAAAGUAGUAGUGGAGGUUCGGGCAGACCUGGAAGCUCCAGACGUCCCGGCGCGACGGCACCCUCAAUACCCUCAAUGUCCAGCGCUGACCUCCGCUUCUAUGAGCAAUUGGAGCAGAUCGUACAAGAGGAGAGCAGAGAAAGGUAUGGCGACGGAGGCCCUUCUAGUCCUGCGGCCAGCCUGUCCACAGGCAGAGCUUAUGAGACAGACUCUGGCGCAUCCCGUAUGGGUUGGCUAUCUGCUGGACCAGCUGCGACGCGCUUCCCUCGCACUCCUCGUGCAUCUGUACAAUCCAGACUCCCCGCCCUGAACACUGGUCCUCCCGAAUUGGCUUUCGAGCGGACUUCCGCUCCGUCGACGACCAACGCUGCACCAGCGCUCAGUGGACCGUUUUCAAGCUGGACAGGGGGACUGGGACUACCUUGGGGUCUGAGCGAGCUGAUUCAUCUUCCUUCUUCUCUCACGGGAGGACCGCCUCCUGCCACAGCUGCGAUCUCAGCUCGGCAGCCUGCCAUCCCUCCCCCGCAUGCUGCUGGCGGAGCUUCUCGGCUGGCCACUACCGCCGGCAGAAGGACAGCUUCCGAUCAGUGGAACCGCCGAGAGGUUUCAGUGCCUCGUUCCACAGAUGCGGUCGGCCUCGGUCAGCCGCCUACCUCUACUUCCAGACCAGCUAUGCGAGCGGCUACGUACGCAGCCAGCAGCUCCGCCAUCGAUCCUGGCUCUGCACCUGGCUCUUUCAGCUACAAAGCUCACUUCAAGCGCAACUACCUCACCGAAUCAAAUUGGCAUCGCGGUGGAAGACUGCUUACGAACCACGUAUCGAACGGGGGUGACCCAACUUGCACGUGCAUCGCAAUGGAUGAGAGGUAUCUCAUUAUCGGCAUGGCUAAUGGCAAUAUCCAUAUCUUCGACUCCCGGAGUGGGCUCUACGAAAGAAGCAUCAGAGGGAGACCCGAGAAUGGUGUGUGGUGUAUCGUUCUCGUCAGCAAGACGAAGGGCGUUAGGAAGGAUGCAGGGAACGCAGAAGAGGCAGCGGCUGGAAAGGGGAAGGGCAAAGACGAUAGCGAGGGAGCAACACCGCCGUACACCGCAAGGCAGGACGCCGAAGGUCGAACUACCCACAUCACAACUCAUGACGACCUCACCUUGGUCAAGCACGAUGUCAGAUUGACAGAGGAACUCGAGGCCCUGAAGCACGGGCAGAACACCAAGAGGAAGAGGGGAGGGCAGGGGCGAGGCAGCGCAAAGUCGAAUACUACAGGGAAGACAGGUCAGGCGUCCGGAAGCAAUGGUGAUGAGACUAGCGAUGAUCAGACCCUGCACUGGUUCCACCAAGCCCGCAAGGCUCUUCAGCAGGGAUCUACUACGUCGUCUACUGAGGCCGCUCGAGGUACAACAGAGAGCAUCCGCCACUCUCGCGAGCGAUCAACGAGUGACGCUACAGACGACCCUGACAUGAUCGGCGGCUAUCCUCGCGACCUCGUGGAGGCGGGGCCUGCCUUCAUCAGGGACUCGAUGCAAGCUCAGGCUCGUCGCUCAGGCUCCGGGGUCUCUGCCGCGGACCGUCAGCGAUGGGAAAUCGCAGUGCAGGAAAUGGAAAGAGACAUUACUCGUGUCAGGGAGGAGCACGGAAUUACUGGUCAGAGGCGCAUUCCUCGACCUGGUCCGCGUGCCAAGGGCAAGAAGCGAGCUGAUGAAGAUGUUGAGAUGGGAGAGGAGGCCGGCUCGUCGAGUCAGCCCGCGACUCAGUCUACGUCAGAUAUGGACGAUGAUGCUAUGGAGGAAGAUGGUGAAAACGCUGCAGAAGACGACGACGACGACGACGCUGACUCCUCGGCUUCCUCAGGCGAAGAGUACCAAGGCUUCUCCAUGGGCAUCGGUGGUACAGCCAACGGUCUUGGCACUCUCUGCGGCGCCACACGAGGUUUCGGCAACUCCUCUGCUCUGCUUGUCUCAGGCGGCUGCGAUCGCGAAGUGAAGGUCUGGGAUGUGGCGACAGGCAAGCUGAAGUUCACAAUGCAGGGCCACGCCUCGACGGUGCGUUGCUUGCGUGUUCUAGACGGACGACCCAUUGCCAUUUCUGGAGGAAGAGAUUCGACGGUGCGCGUCUGGGACAUCUCCACUGGUAAAUGUCUCCGUGUCCUUGCCGGGCACCAGAACUCGGUGAGAUGUCUCGAAGUGGCGGGCAAUAGAGUCGCAACAGGCAGCUACGACUGUACCUGUCGAAUCUGGAAUGUGGACACUGGAGAGUGUCUUCACGUGCUUCGCGGUCACUACAACCAGAUCUACUGCGUCGGCUUCGACGGUAACAAGGUCGCCACAGGCAGUCUCGAUUCGACUGUCCGAAUCUGGAGUGCUGAGAGUGGAGAGCCUCUAGCACUCCUGCAAGGCCACACAGCUCUAGUAGGCGUUCUACAACUCUCCAACAAUCUCCUCAUCUCCGGUGGGUCAGAUGGACGAAUCAUUGCCUACUCCCUCUCGGACCUCUCCCUCCUCUAUGCCAUUUGCGCCCAUGACAAUUCCGUCUCCUCUCUUCAAUUCGACGAACAUUUUAUCCUCACCGGAGGAAAUGACGGUACGGUUCGUCUAUGGAAUUUGGCCGAUGGAAGUUUCAUUAGAGAACUCGUCAGACCAGGAGAUUCGAUUUGGAAAUUGGGAUUUAGAGAGGAUAGAGUAGUCGUGGUUUGUAAAGAGGCGGAUGCGAGUUUGAGUAUGGAAGUGUUGGAUUUCAGACCUGUAGAGGGAGUGGGAGAGGUGCAGGGCUAGGAACAGGAGAGAUAGAUUGAGGGAGCGAGCGAGCACGUUUGGUCAUACCACCAGAAUGUAUAUCCUCGCUCACGCAGCAGCUCUGUGUUUCACUGGCAUUGAGCCGACGUCAGAAUUCUAGAUGCAGUAGCAUUGAAGGUAAUGAAUAAAGAAAAGAAAGGUGGAGC